This is a messenger RNA of Ipomoea nil (Japanese morning glory), 1386 nucleotides long. RefSeq lists its product as uncharacterized. The coding region runs from base 1 to 1386 and encodes 461 amino acids. Lineage: Eukaryota; Viridiplantae; Streptophyta; Magnoliopsida; Solanales; Convolvulaceae. The transcript has a single exon. The record is from RefSeq and is a predicted model, not a curated record.
AUGUCGAGUAGCUCUGAGCGUACCGUGACCACCAUCUCCUCCCCAAAUAAUUAUUCCAACACCCUAACGAGCGCACAUCACUUCGUGUCGCUCAAGCUCACGCAUCGGAACUACUUGUACUGGCAGACUCAGGUGAUCCCGUUUCUCCGGGGUCAAGGAUUAUUAAGCUUUGUAGAUGGUACGCGAUCACAGCCAUCACCGUUCCUAGAAGUUCCCGCCGGUGACAACUCCAGCGACACCAUCUCCACCACGGAGAAUCCGGCCUAUGCUGCUUGGGUGCAACAAGAUGCAUCCAUUCUCUCGCUUUUGAUCUCCUCCCUGUCUGAGGAGGUGAUGUAUCUAGCUCUUAGACAAACCACCGCUCGUGGUGUCUGGACGGUAGCAGAGACGGCUUUGGGAUCAUCCACGCAGGUUCGUUGUCUCAAUCUGCUUGGGCAGAUCCAAUCCCUUCGCCAAGGAGACAGCUCCACCUCAGAAUAUCUAGGCAGGGCGCAGCAUCUUGUUCAAGACCUCACACUUGCCGGGAGGACUCUCACGCCGUCGGAGCAGAAUUUGUAUGUCUUCCAAGGAUUAAGGCCGGAGUUCAGGUCGAUGGCCUCUGCGUUGGCGAUCAACAGCACGCCUGUAUCCAUUCCGCAAUUGGCGGAUUUUCUCCAGGCCCAACAAUUCAUCCACGAGGAUGAUUUCCCGAAACACACACCGGCAGCAGCGACCGGACCUCUCUCAGCGAUGUAUGCCGGUCGUGGUCGUCGUCAGCAUGGAGAUGGCAGUCGGCAGUCGCGUGGUGGUGGAGGACGCGACAACCAGCGUGGCGGCAGAGGAGGCCGUGGCUGGUCAGGCGGGGUGCGCUGCCAGAUAUGCAGCAAGCAGGGACACUCCGCCGCGUUUUGUUACCGGCGGUACUCCGAACCGCCGCCGUCUGCCCAUGUAGCAGUCGUAGGUGGUGGAUCAGCGCCGGCGUCCUCGCCCUCGGUGACAACCUGGCUGCCGGACACGGGAGCUUCAAUGCAUGUUACCCCCGAUUCCAGCAUGCUCACGCAAUCCGAGGAGUAUCACGGUGACGACGUUUUGCGAGUGGGCGAUGGCACAGGUUUGGCCAUCUCGCGUGUGGGUCAUGCAGCAAUUCCGUCUGUUAAUAAAGCUUUAAAAGUGUCUAAUAUUUUACAUGUCCCUGAACUGUCUGCGUCGUUAUUAUCUGUUAGCCGUUUUACUAGAGAUAAUAACUGCUAUUUUGAGUUUCACCCCACGUUUUUUGUUGUGAAGGACUGCAUCACUCAGACGGUCUUGCUUAAAGGGCCAAGCUCGGGGGGCUUGUAUUCGCUGUCAGUUCCUAGUGCACAUUAUGCGUUUGUUUCGGCUCGUGCCACUUCCAUGGUCUGGCAUUAG